This is a messenger RNA of Protopolystoma xenopodis, 537 nucleotides long. Lineage: Eukaryota; Metazoa; Platyhelminthes; Monogenea; Polystomatidea; Polystomatidae. The record is from the annotation of a GenBank genome assembly.
UAUGCCUCGCCGGCUCCGAAGUCGCCAUUACAGCAUGGCAGCAUUUUGCGUCGCCUGAUGCGUAGACUUUUUUGGUUCAGCCUAAACAGCCUUAGUUUAACCGGCUUACUCAACCUUCUGCUUGGUCUUCCGCGACUCAUCUGCAGCCUCAUCUCUCUUCUACAGGACCUUUCCGGCCAGGACAAGUGUUGCGGUGACUCUUGCGGUGGAUCAAUUGCCAUGGCCUAUGCAGCCACAAAGGCGUCCAAUGUGGCCGAGGGCUCUGGUGGCGGUGGCGACGACGAAAAUGAGGCGACUUCAGCGAGCCGACUUGCUCGACUACAGCAGACACGACGCUCCCUAAUCACGAAAGCCAAAGGCGAUGGUGGUCGAGACAAAGCCGCCUCGUUGCUUCUUCAUCCGUCCAACUCAGGCGGUACUUUAAACCGGUGCUUGGUAUAUCUGCACCACUUGCCAACCAAUCUGUACACUGUGAUAGGUAAGACCGAAUAUCUGCAUGCCGGAGGGUCACAGCAAGCCACGAUUGUGUCAUUUUAA